CUCGGCUUGAAGCUUCCCGUUCAACUGUCUUUGUUCCAUGACUGAUCUCUUACCUUGAUCCGUCGGUUAAUUUAUUGAUUGGCCAUUUGAUCCUUUGCCGACUGUAGCUCUUGCUGGCGACGACUGCAGCUUGGAAUCACUCUCAACUGCUCUCUCUCUCUCUCUCCUCCAUCCCACACUCACCCUCAUCCUCACCCUCACACAUACACACACAAUAUGCCUUCCACCGCUCUCCGGAUACGCACCCUCCGGGCCUUUGCCCGCAAUGGCACCAACCCCACUGCCGUCCUCUCCAGGUCCUUCUCGGCCACCUCCCGCCGCGCUGAGAUCAACAAGGUCUACCCCUCGGCUUCCGAGGCCCUCAAGGACAUGAAGUCCAACAGCACCCUUCUCUGCGGUGGCUUCGGCCUCUGCGGUGUCCCCGACACCCUCAUCAACGAGGUCGUCAAGAAGCCCGAGAUCACCGGCAUCACCGCCGUGUCCAACAACGCCGGCACCGACACCUCCGGCCUCGGACAGCUGCUCAAGACCAAGCAGAUCAGCAAGAUGAUUGCCUCGUACAUUGGCGAGAACAAGACCUUUGAGAAGAUGUACCUCACCGGCGAGGUCGAGCUCGAGCUGACUCCCCAAGGCACCCUCGCCGAGCGAUGCGCCGCUGGUGGCAAGGGCGUUCCCGCCUUCUACACCCCCGCCGCCUAUGGCACCGUCGUCCAGACCGGCGAGCUUCCUCUGCGCAACAAGGCUGACGGCUCUGCCGCCGAGUUCUCGUACCCCAAGGACGUCAAGGUCUUCAACGGCAAGUCUUACCUCCUCGAGCACAGCAUCGCCGGCGACUACGCCUUCGUCAAGGCCUACAAGGCCGACAAGCUGGGCAACUGCCAGUUCCGCCUCUCGGCCCACAACUUCAACGGCGCCAUGGGCCGCAACGCCAAGAUGACCAUUGUCGAGGCCGAGCACAUUGUCGAGCCCGGCGAGAUCCCCCCGGAGGCCGUCCACCUGCCCGGCAUCUACGUCAAGCGUGUCAUCCAGGCCACCGAGGAGAAGAACAUUGAGAAGUACACCUGGGCCAAGGACGAGAACGACGCCGACGCCGCAAAGGCCCUGGGCACCGGCGACACUGCCGCCAAGCGCGAGCGCAUCGUCCGCCGCGCCGCCAAGGAGUUCAAGAACGGCAUGUACGCCAACCUGGGCAUCGGCAUGCCCAUGCUGGCUCCCGGCUUCGUCGGCCCCGAGGUCGAGGUCCAGCUGCAGUCCGAGAACGGCAUCCUCGGCCUCGGCCCCUACCCCCGCAAGGGCGAUGAGGACGCCGAUCUGAUCAACGCCGGCAAGGAGACCGUCACCCUCAAGCCCGGCGCCGCCGUCUUCGGCAGCGAGGAGAGCUUCGGCAUGAUCCGCAGCGGCCGCAUUGACCUGACCAUCCUCGGAGCCAUGCAGGUCAGCGCCAGUGGCGACCUGGCGAACUGGAUGCUUCCCGGGAAGGUCAAGGGCUUUGGCGGCGCCAUGGACCUGGUCAGCAACCCCAGCAAGACCAAGGUCGUGGUGACCAUGGAGCACACCGACAAGAAGGGCAACCCCAAGAUUGUGAAGCAGUGUGCUUUCCCCUUGACCGGCCGCACCUGUGUCUCGCGAAUCAUCACCGAGCUCGGUGUCUUUGACGUCGACUUCGCUCACGGCCUGACUUUGAUUGAGAUCGCCGACGGCGUCACCGUCGACGAGAUCAAGGCCAAGACCGAGGCUCCCUUCACCGUGGCUGAGGACCUCAAGCCCAUGCUGUAAAUGCGACACGCGGACAGCAACCCCCAACCCACCGAAUAAAAAAGAGUCAAUUAAAUUGGAGAUACCACGUUAGCAAACCGGAUGGGCCGAGGAUGGGCCUCUUUCCAUGAGUUUUGCAGAGGAGGAUGAGGCUUGCGGCCAGAGUAUAAAAAGGAGGCUUAAGCCAUGGCAUCAGAGGAGGCGUUUUGCAUGGCGCGCGGCGUCGCGAGUUCCCGCUGUACGCAGCCAUUAGACGAGGCAUAACUCUACCACGGCAUCGGAGGCUCCGUUGGACGCGACAGCCGCCAGAUGUAUUUUGAAUGAGAAAUGUAGCUAUGAAAGAACAAAGCAGUUCAAUUUGCG
Messenger RNA from Ilyonectria robusta, 2118 nucleotides. RefSeq lists its product as uncharacterized. NCBI's taxonomy places the organism in Eukaryota, Fungi, Ascomycota, Sordariomycetes, Hypocreales, Nectriaceae. Gene Ontology annotation, biological process: ketone body catabolic process. Gene Ontology annotation, molecular function: succinyl-CoA:3-oxo-acid CoA-transferase activity. The record is from RefSeq and is a predicted model, not a curated record. The transcript is spliced from 3 exons. Bases 217 to 1776 code for a protein of 519 amino acids.